Molecule: messenger RNA, 2282 nt
Organism: Bombus huntii
Lineage: Eukaryota; Metazoa; Arthropoda; Insecta; Hymenoptera; Apidae
Exons: 5
Coding region: 129-998 (289 amino acids)
Biological process (GO): reciprocal meiotic recombination
Cellular component (GO): site of double-strand break
Source: RefSeq, a predicted model, not a curated record
UGCUCCAGCCAAUUAGCUUCUUUUAAGUAGUAUCUUGUAUACUGUUUGAAAGGUAACAUUGUUGUGUGUGAUGUUAUUAAAUAAUAUUUGAUAAUAAUAGUAUUAAGCAAGAAUUUUUCAAAGAAAAUAUGGACUUGGAUACUUCUUAUAUUGAACCUUUACUUGAUGAUUGGCUAGAAGAACUUCAAUCAAUCAUUAAAGCGCAAGAAAGUUUUAUCAAAGCUAAAGACGAAUUUUACAUGCCAUUUGUAGCUAUACCAAUUCCAAUUAUCAAUGCAAUAUUUAAAAUAACAGAAUAUCUCCAUUUGGGGCCAGAUACUAGAUACAUUGCUAUUCACUUAUAUGAUAAAUUUAUGUGUAGCUAUUUUUGGGAAGUAUAUAGAAAUGCUGAUCAAACAGAAAGUUCUUGGUCUCAAGUUUGUAAAAAAGUAGCAAGUCAAUCAAAAUUAUACCUCAUGUCUUGUUUGCAAUUAGCAAAUAAAAUGGAUUCACAUUUCAACAAGUUAAGAAUAUCGCAAGUACUUGGUAUCUUACGGUGUAUAGACAAAAAAUCUGAAUACACACCCAAUGUAAUUUUUCUAUCAGAAUAUAAGGUAUUUAAGACUGUUGGAUUCAGAAUGCCAUUUUACACUCCGUUAAAUUGCGUAGAAAUUCUUUUAGCUGCAACAGGACUUAAGGAUACUCCAAAUAUGCAAGAACUUACUAUAAAUUUAUUGGAUCUAGUUUAUCUGCAGAGGGAGGAAAUAUAUUUUCAUUUGCAAUGUUUGUUGCAAGAACAUAUAGCAAAAACUCAACAAGAAAAGAGGAGUCUUAUGAUGUUAAUGUCAAAUAUAUUAUUUUUGGGAGCUUCUAUCGUUCUUUGUGGGGCAUUCUUUUUGUGUAUAGAUUGUAAAUCAGUAAGAAUUAUAGCUUCAAAAUUAUCGCAAUUAAUAGAUAUGAAGAUUCAUGAUAUUUGGGAUAUGGCUAACAUACUUCUUAUAAUGGCAAUUCAAGAAUAAUUCUUAAAAAAUCUAUGUAAAAGUAAACUUUUGUAUAUUGUAUAUUUGAUAUUACUGCAUAUCAAUAAAUUUGUACAAAUUAUUAAGAAAAUGAGAUAAAAAUUGUUUUUAUUAUUGAUUCAUUUUAGAAUUUUAUAAUUAAUAAUUAAUAAUUAUUAAUAUUGUAAAUUUUUAAUGCUAGUUUUAAAAUAAUUUUAUAUAUGUCCUCUAUAUGCAAUAAAGGAAUGUAAUUCUUACAUAUACCGUUAGGUGAAAUGUAUAAUUACUACAUUCUUAUGAAUAAGUACUUCUUCAAUAGUAAAUAACAUAUACAUCCAACUAUAUUAACUUAAACUAACUUAAACACUUUCAAUAUCUCACUCACUAUUGACAAUACAAAAAUAUAUUAGAGAAAAGAAAUUAUCUGAUUUAGAAGGGCAAAUGUGAUAGUAAUCAUAUUUUUUAUACGUUUCAAGAUUAUCGAUAUUUUUUUAAAUGGAGCUAUAUCUUCUUAUCAUCAUGGCGUUACAGGUUACAGCUGAAAUUAAGAAGAAAAAGUUACGAUAGAAAGAUCAAUGAAGGAAAAUUGAUCUCAACAAGUGUUAAAAAUGAUGCCAAUUGUCAAUAGGAGAAAAGUUUCCUCAACAUUGCGUUGGAUCGCUCUUUGUACAGCCAUUCGAUAUAGCCUGCGCGUUCGCUUGAUCUUAAACCUCUAAGCUUCUUUCUAUGGGGUACGAUUAAACAAACAAUUUAUCAUGAUAUUAGUAUAAUACUAUAAAAUAUGAGAGAUCUGUAUUAAACAGAACAAUGUGAUAAUAUUAGUCGUCACGUUAUACGGGCGGCCAAGAAUCAUACGUUAAUCGCUCACAGAAAUGUAUUGAAGUGGAUGUUCAUAGCUUUGAACACUUGUGAAGUAAGUUUUUCUUCAUCGACCACGCUAAACAUUUAUGAAUUUUUGGUAUUCAAGAUCAUAUGAAUGCAUAAUAUUAUAAGUUUUUGGAUUAAUCGUACCUUCAGCGCUGACGCCAUGAUAAUAAAAAUAUAUACGACCAGGAAUAAAUAUAUACUCUUUAAAACAGAGUAACUUUUUAAAAAUUAGACCAACGAUUUGAAUUUUUUGUUUUGACAAGUUAGAAGGAUUAGUUUACUAGACAAUGUGUAAAAGGAUAUUAGGAAAAUUGCAGUUGGUCGGAAUCGCGAAGAAAAAAGGGUUACUUCGUGUAACUCUAUCCGAGCCUGUAAUGAAAAUUUAAAAAGUACAUUUUGUACAUUUAUGCUAGUUAUAUACAUGUUGAAAAUUUCACC